This is a messenger RNA of Capsicum annuum, 759 nucleotides long. RefSeq lists its product as uncharacterized. The coding region runs from base 209 to 646 and encodes 145 amino acids. The transcript has 3 exons. Lineage: Eukaryota; Viridiplantae; Streptophyta; Magnoliopsida; Solanales; Solanaceae. The record is from RefSeq and is a predicted model, not a curated record.
UACGACAUCAGUGUCCCAUUUCUUUGAAGAAAAAAAUAUUAUACAUCUAGCUGUUUGUUCUCUGCUCAAAAACAACCUUAAAGAUCUCUACAUUAAUGGCCGCACCUUGUGUUUUUUUCACUUACAGAAUCUGAAUUCAGAAAAAGGAUUGCUUUGCUAUUUUUUGGUGACCGCUUGUCUCUUUCUCUUCAAUUUAGACCAAGCAAAGAUGGAAAAUGAAGAUCAUACAUGGAUGUAUAAUAGAACUUAUCGUAACCGUGUGGGGUUGAGAGAGGAAUAUAAAGAUGGGGUAGCUGAAUUUAUUUCUAAAGCAAUGACACGUAAUGCUUUUCUUACUGGAGGGACAAUUAGGUGUCCUUGUUGGAAAUGCAAGUGUUGCAAGUUAUUGAGUCCAGAUGUUGUUACAUUACAGCUUGUUACAUUACAUCUUUAUAAGAAUGGUUUUAUGUUGAAUUGUACUGUAUGGAUAGCUCAUGGAGAGAGUAGAGCUAUUAAUAAUUUUGCUUUUCAGAAUUAUAUUGAAAGUCCAAUAAGAGAGAAUAAUGUUGAAAGUUCACGAUAUAGUGAGAUGGUUAGGGAUUCUUUUGGGACACAUUCAAGGGCUCAAAAUGAACCAAAUGAUGAGGCUAAGCACUUUUAUGAAUAGUUAAAGAAAGCUGGUCAUCCACUGUAUGAAGGAUCAGUGUAUUCGAAGUUAUUUGUCGUCGUUCGGUUACUAAGUAUUAAGUCAGAUUAUUCUAUUUCUCAAGAGGGCAUGAA